AUGGGGGAGGUAAUCAAAGUGGGGUUUUUCUGGGAGCGAGUGGGCACGGAGCAAGGGUUGACCUUACUUGCACUAUCAAAAGAGACGAUGAGGUAUCCGGACUCGAGAGUAGAGUCAGAAAAAUCUCGAAAUUUUAUCCACCCCUCCACCAAAUCACUAUCAACAGCACCUGCCCCGGGAUCCCCCCAGCCUCUGCGUGGUCCGUGA
Morchella importuna is the source of this 207-nucleotide messenger RNA. RefSeq lists its product as uncharacterized. NCBI's taxonomy places the organism in Eukaryota, Fungi, Ascomycota, Pezizomycetes, Pezizales, Morchellaceae. The record is from RefSeq and is a predicted model, not a curated record. Bases 1 to 207 code for a protein of 68 amino acids. The transcript is spliced from 3 exons.